AUGGCCGCUGGAAUGAAAAGGAAGAGAGGACAUGCUACGCAAACCCUCCCGGCAAAACGUCGUCCAUCGAGUCCGGAGAAGGACGCAGACUCUGUACUGAGCGAUGCGGACAUGCUUGCAGCGGGAGAUACCCACGCCCCGCACUCAAACGACCUGUUGGACGAGAGCGAAGAAGACGAAGAAGCAGGCACGAACGAAGAGCAAUGGGCUGGACUGGGCGGCGAGGCCGCUACCGCGGGAUCUGCAGGAGAACAUCCUGGAACACAUAAGAACCAGCCCCCGAAGGGCCAGGAACUGAGGAACAUCAAGGACGCUUCGGAGCUGUAUCGUUCGACUUCCUUUAAGCUGCAGAUUGAUGCCCUGCUGCCCAACGUUCGGCCAAAGUACUCGCGCGCCGCGCCGCUCGACCGCUUCCUGCUGCAGCUCCACGCAUUCCUCAACGCGCUCCCGUCCUCCGCGGCGCAGCACCCUCUCGAAGCGGCGCGUGAUCUCCAGAAGAAAGGCAUCUCCGUCCCGUUCGCGCUUCCUGCCCCCACCGCAGAGACAAAUUGGAAGGUCGCGUUCGAGAGGCCUGCGGAGAUUGUCCUGGCUUUGUUCCAAGAGAAAGACUACCUGCACAGCCGAUUCUUCCACAAAAGAGCAUACUAUCUGUCUGUCAUCGCUGCAGCAAUAUCGGACAAGAGCGGCAUGAACGUCGAGGUCUUUUUUGAGUCACCGACUGGCGACCCUCGACUGACCACGCUCAUUCUGCGUCCGCGAAACGGUGACUCAGAAACUGAUUUCUCGGGCCUGAACGCGGAGAUCCGCAUCAUCCCUGUGCUGUCCCCGUCGUCGCCCAUUCCUCUCCAACGCCUCUCCCCCGCGCGCUCGAACAUCCGCACGUCCGGCGACGCCAGCGACACCCCCACGCCGCUAUACAACUCCGCCAUCGCCCUCUGCACGGCCUACAAGCGGCAUUUCCUCGGCACGCACAACCUGAAGGAGUCUGUGCCCGCCUUCGCGGACGCGCUCGCACUGCUGCGCGUCUGGGCCAACCAGCGCGGGUACGGCGCGGGCGACCGGCUCUGCGUCCGCGGCUUCGAGCGCCGCGGCAUGUUCUGGGUGUCCGUGCUUGAGCUGCUCGUGCACGGCGAGGAGUCCGCGGCGGGCGGGUUCGGCAAGGCAGUGAAGCGCAAGCCUCUCGGCAAGGGCCUGAGCUCGUACCAGCUCUUCAAAGCUGCGCUUGAUUUCCUGGCGCGACAUGAUUUCUCGAAGGACAGAGUGUUCGUCAAGUCGGCGGAUGGACACCGAUUUCCGCCCGAGACGUAUGCGUCGCAUGAAGCUGUGUUCGUCGACUCUAGCUCAACUGUCAACAUGCUUGCUGCUUCCGAUGAUCCAUUUUCGUCUGUGUUUCUCAAGGAGCAGCGCGAUAUCGCAUCUCGCUUUGACGUCGUUCUGCGAUCUAUGACUGACUUCGGCACCAGGGUUGAUCUGUCCUCCGCAAAGCUGCACAAGCCGUCUCAACAUGCUAUUUUGGAGCAUGGAUCUGCAUAUAAUGCACUCAUCGCCACGAUGUUGUCAGCUCUCCGAACGGGCUUUGGAAACCGUACGAAAGCCGUCGCGGUGCUGCACCCGUCCCCGCAGGCGCGGCCAUUAUCCCAGGCCAAUCCCUCCAACCCGUCAAUUGUCUAUGUUGGCCUCAUUCUCGAUACGGAGCAUGCUUUCCGGCUCGUCGACCAUGGCCCUGCCGCGGCCGAGCAGGAAAGCGAGGCUGCACGACAGUUUAAGGACUUCUGGGGCGACAAGGCGGAACUUCGUCGCUUCAAGGACGGCAGCAUCGUGGAGAGUGUUGUAUGGGCUGUCGGCAAUCAGGAUGAACGCGCACAGAUCCCGACAUUCAUCGUGCGGCAUGUCCUCAAGCGCCACUGCGGUAUCGCCGACGACGCAAUCCAUGCAUGGCAGGGCCAGUUCGACUCCGUGCUUCGGUUACCGGAGUCUGUCUCUGCCAUCUACCAGACGGCCGGUGUACCCGCUGGGUUCAAGGCCGCUAUGACGGCUUUUGAUAACCUAGUCAGGGCGAUGAAGGCGCUGGACGAUAAGCUUCCCCUCGCGAUCCUGAACGUCAGCCCUGUCGCGGAAGCACUGCGAUACACAAGCGUGCACAGCCCCGUCUCUGUGCCCGCAUCGUUGGCAUCUGCGCUUCCACCGAGCGCCCGCUACCUCGCGCCGAUGCACAUCGUCGUCGAAUUCGAGAAGUCCGCACGCUGGCCGGACGACCUGCGCGCGAUCCAGAAGAUCAAGCUGGCGUUCUUCGAGACGCUCGCGACGGCGCUCAUGGCCACGCAGAAGGGCCUGCGGGCAGCCGUCUCGGUCCACGACGGCGGAGCGCCCUCAGAAAUCCGGGACCAGGCGUCCCUCGAGAUCGUCACCGCAGAAGGGUGGGCCUUCCACGCACGCAUAUGGCACGACCGCGAGGCGACAUUGCUCGAGCGCGCGAUCAACGACAAGCCGCAUAUAUCCAAGCGCCUCCAGCGCCAGAGCGGGGGCGAUCCGCGCGAGCGGCAGGCCGCGUUGGACGCACAGGAGGUGUACCGCCGCCGUUUCAUCCACGCACCGCGGCAUCACCGUGCAGUGGCCGCGCUGAACCACCGCUUCCCCGCGUUCUCUGGCACGGUGCGACUGGUGAAGCGGUGGUUUGCGUCGCAUUGGCUCCUGCGUGGGCACGUCAGCGAGGAGGCCGUAGAGCUGCUCUGUGCGGGCAUCUUUCUGCGACAUAGUCCUGUCGCAAGCGAAGAUGGCGUCGCCGAUCGCAAGGCUGGUGUUCCGGGUUCCAAAGAGCGCGGGUUCGCACUGGCAAUCGAGCUGCUGAAAGACUGGGACUGGAGCACAACAAUGUUCGUCCCCCUCUAUGGCAGUGAUGAUGCGGCAGGAUCAUCGGGGGCUGCGGCCGGCGUCAUCGCCGGUGCCAAGGCGGGCGUUUGGACGCUCCCCACAGAGCGCGAUCCAGAUGGACACAUGUGGACGGCCAAAAGCCCAGAUGCCAUCGUUGCGCGGAGGGUGCGCGCGCUCGCAAAGGCGACAUGGGAGUGCCUAGGAGGCAUCGAGUCCCGGAAGCUCGACGUCGCGGCAUUGUUUGCGCACCCCACGGAGCACUACGACUUCAUCGUGGAGCUCGACCCGGCGGUGCUGCCGCGCUAUCACCAGAACAUCCAGGCCGACGCGAGCGUGUGGGCGCGGAAGGGUAAGUACGCCAACGCGCGUGCCGACGACGAGACCGCACGGCUGCUGCCCGGCUUCGACCCCGCGCGGCUGCUGUACGACGACCUGAAGGCGCGUCUCCGUGAUUGCGCGCGCGAUCCCGCUCUGACUAAUGAAUGCAACUGA
Messenger RNA from Postia placenta MAD-698-R-SB12, 3363 nucleotides. RefSeq lists its product as hypothetical. The record is from RefSeq and is a predicted model, not a curated record. Gene Ontology annotation, cellular component: small-subunit processome; CURI complex; UTP-C complex. The transcript is spliced from 10 exons. NCBI's taxonomy places the organism in Eukaryota, Fungi, Basidiomycota, Agaricomycetes, Polyporales, Adustoporiaceae. Bases 1 to 3363 code for a protein of 1120 amino acids. Gene Ontology annotation, biological process: rRNA processing; tRNA export from nucleus.